Messenger RNA from Lynx canadensis (Canada lynx), 5025 nucleotides. RefSeq names its product chromosome C1 C1orf167 homolog (gene CC1H1orf167). The record is from RefSeq and is a predicted model, not a curated record. The transcript is spliced from 19 exons. Lineage: Eukaryota; Metazoa; Chordata; Mammalia; Carnivora; Felidae.
GGAGGACACUCGAAAAUCAUCAGGGGAAGGUGGCGGUGUGGGGGCCUGACCAGGACAGCUGGGGCUGGGCCCCAGGGCAAGCAGAGGUGCUGAUGAAAGGUACGGUGCGGGCCAGGGCUGGGGUGUGGCCCGGUGGGAGCUGGGCAUCCUGUCCUUGCCCUUCAGGACCUAUCCGAUCAAACAGGCCAGACCGCUGGCCUUAGUGUGGACCAAGGACGCCUCCGCCUUGGCUUUGCCCUCGAAUCCAUGGAGCUGAGACACGACGCCGGCCGCAAGGAGAACGUGCCCCCCAGGCCUGCGACGCCCCUGAGGCCAGGCAAGAGGCUUGGUGGGUCUGGGUUGGAUGUGGCAGGAACAGGGUCCCCUCUCGCUAUUGGCCCAGAGCUUCUUUUCCGCCAGCGACGGAGAUUUCCGAAGAGCAGAGGUGUCGGCCGGGGCAGCGGACGUGGCCGGUGGGUGCACGAGUGCCCGGCUGAGAGGGAAGGGCCUGCCACCAUACGCUCCCCGGGGGCAGAGCGGCGCCAGGAGCCCUGCCGGGUCCAGACCAACCUGGCCGGCGCAAGCCUCGUCCUGAAGGACGCAACUGGCCGGCUGGUGAACUCAGGCUUGCAACAGCAGAGCAACCUGCAGACCCCGGCCGGCAGGCCCCAGGGGAGAGCCCGAGAGCUUGUCGUCCAGCAGAGUAACCUGAGCAUAAGGGGGACCAGCUUGGCCGAAGGCAGGAGUCACCUCAGCCCCCGCCUCCGGUCCGAGCUUCAGGGCAGCUUCUGGCCCCACCCGAUACCCCAGGGAAGCCUUCUAUCCCGAGCAUCGCUGGCUGACCCACCCUCCAGCCUGAGACAGUCCCGGUGGCUGGGCACAGACACCCCCUGCCCAGACGUCCAGCCCGCUGCAGGCUUCGCCUCUCUCAGUGGGCACACACUUCCAGGCUCCGGACCCUGGUGUGUCCUGGGGAACUGGCCCCCUAGGCUCAUGGGGGAGCCCCUCACCCUGGAGGACCUGACUGUCCCGGUCCGGAGCCAGGCUCGGGCCCCAUCCCAGACUGCCAUCCACCAGCUGCUGGCCUCUGUGCGACACCUGGAGCACGAGGUAGCCCGUCUCGGGUGCCGGGCCUCCCAGGAACCCCCAGGCCCUGCUCACCGGGACCCCUGGACCCGCAGCGGCCGGGCCCUCCCUGCCCCCCGCCAGCCCGGCCAGCCUGCUCUUGUAUCCUGGGAGGGGAGGGAGAAACCCGUGCGAGGCCUCAGGGAAACUGCGGAUUUCCCAGGGACACAGGGGGCCCAGGCUGGCCUCUCGGACGGUCGGGCAGGCAGUAAGCCUGCGUCACCGGAGGCCACGCUGAGGAUGCCGACGGGGCAUUUCCUCGACCCUAAGCAGGGGGCCCUUCUGGCCAACCCCGCGAGGCAAGGAGAGAACUUCUCCCCGGGGCCUACAUAUGGCAGCAGGCCGAAGAGGGACCCCCGGCUCCGUCCAGGGGCGGGUAACAGGGAAGCCAGACCCUGCUCUGCAGCUUGCUCCAGUGCUGCCCGGGGCGGCCCACCUGGGCAGGAAGGAAGGGAGGUGGCCCUGCAGGAGCUGGUCGGCCAGGAGGAGGAGAGGACAGCUUCCUGCCCACCAGAUGCAGCUCCAGCAAGGAGCUCCCUGCAGGUAGAGGCCAGAGGAGGCCGGGCGGGGGAGCCGGGGGACCUCAGGAGUGCUCCCAGGAAUUCCCUUUGCCAGCUGGCCGCCGCUCCCCUGUUACGCUCCCCGCCCCCAGGAAGGGAGGCCGGGGACAGAUGUUUCAGAGCCUGGUGGCAUCGGGUGCGGAAGCGGCGGGCCGUGGCUGCGGCGGUGGCCCUGGGCCGCCGGCGGCUGUUGCGCAGGGGCCUGCGGGCGCUUCGGUGGGCACUGCGGCUCCGGGAGGCCCAGCUGGAGGUGGCACGGAAGCGACACACUCAGGCCCUGCUGGCCCAGAGCUUCCGAAAGUGGAGAAACCAGACUCUGCAGCAGAAGCAAGGGCAGCCCCGCGUCCAGGCUGGGCCGGGACCCCCACCGUCUGGGACGGGCCAAGGCCAGAGCCCCUCAGGAAGGGAGCCAGGGCAGACCCUGCCUGGAGAAGCAGGGAGUCAGAGGGAGGAGGCGGGAGCCUGGCAGAGACCAGAUGGAGGCGAUGGAGACGUACAGAUGCUUCAGGCCUUGCAGCAACUGGCUGGCUUCCUCUUAUGGUGCCAUCAGAAGGAAUGGGCCAGGCAGGAGAGGAGGGUCCAGGGAGAGGCCUCCCGGGCCACGCUGAGGACUCAGAGGAGGGGGAGACCCCCCCAGGCCUGGUGCUCUCAUGCUGCAGACGCACCCAAGAUGGCCUCUCUGGACACCCAGCAGCAGAGAGCCUGGCUCGGCAGGUGCUUUGGGGCCUGGCAGCAGUUUGUGCAAAGAGGGGCCCGGUACCGGAACCGCCUGGCUCACCACCGGGCCAGGACCCUGAGGAUAUGUCUGCAGCAGUGGGUGCGAAUGAAGCAGCUCCAGGCUUCAGAUGGAGCGAAGGUGACCCAGCUGUCCCUCUGCCGGCAGAAGGCAGGGAACGUGGCCCUCUGCAGCUCAGCCCCUGGCGUGGCCGCAGCCCAAGGCCUGGGGACGAUGGCCCAGGUGCAAGGUGGCAGCUCCCUGCGGGAAGCCUGCCGGAGACUGGCCCUCCGCCGGGCGCUGCUGCUCUGGAGGACGCGGCUCUCCCAGCGUCGGAAGGCUGACUCCUUCCUCCGGGGCAUGCGGCAGCAGAUGAUUCGGCGUAUCCUGAGGGGCUGGUGCCUGAGGGCCUGGGGUCCAGGCACCCCAUCAGACAGUGCCAGGACCACCUUGGCCCCGGAGCUCCUGGGCAGCAUCCCCGGCGGGGAGGACUUGCUGGGCUGCAGCACACCCCAAAGCUCACUAGAGAAGGUUUCCAGGGCCCCCACCCUCCUGGAGACGCUCCGGCUGAGCUUUGUGUGGGCAGCUGGGCGGCAGCAGAAGAGGCGGUGCCUUCUGCUCUGGCGGGUGCGGGCACAGCAGUCCCGGAGGGCAGCGAAGUGGCACCGAUGUACUCUUCGGAGGCGCAUCCUUCUCGGCUGGAGCCACUGGGCAACAGCCCAAGGGGCCCAGAGAGAGCUGGCUGUUGGCUGGGCCUGGGAUCGGAGCUGCAGGGCCGCGCUGGGCUUGUGGCGGCGGCGGCUGGCGCAGAGGCUGCAGGCAGAACGGUGCGUUCGGGCCCGGGGUCGCACACUGGUCCGGGGCGCCCUGCACCGCUGGCACGGCUGCUGGCAGAGAGUCAUGGGUCUGAGCACUGAGUCAUGGUGCCCUCAGAGCCCAACAUGGGAGGCGGGGAUCAUUGGGGGCCCCUUUCGAGGCUUCCCACUGCACAGAUGCAUCGUAUCGAUGGGCUGGCAGGGCCCCACAGUCACCCGGGGCCAGAGGGGCGAGGCUGGGAUGCACACGCAGUGGCAUUUCAGCCUCUCUCUGGCCACAGGGCGGCAGCUCCUGCACGAAAAGUACCAGCAGUGGGUGCAGGUCCAACUCCAGGGCCUGAGGAGGUCCGUGUUCCGGGAGUGGCGACGACGGGCAGCAGCUCAUCGGAGACGCACAGCGGCCCCGCCCCCGCCGGAGCAGCCCCUGCUGCAGAGCCGUUUCCAGGCCCCGUGUGGAGUUGUGAGAGACACAGCGGUGUUCCCAGCCACCAGAGCCUUCCGGGAUGGCCUGAGAAGGGCCCUGGGGACCACAUUUUCCAUGUGGCGGGAAGCCGGAGCAGCCAAAGCCUGGGCACAGGAGCAGCACGUGGCCCGGGUCCCCGUGACCCACUGGAGAAGCCGUGCACGGGGGGGCCCGACGGACCAGCAGCUGAGGAGGGUCCUAGAGGCCUGGGCCCAGGCAGCAGCCAGGGCCCGUGUCCAGGGAGCCGCCAUCACCCAGUUCCGGCAGGCUACGUCCAGACGCCUCCUGUGGACCUGCUGGGCCCAGUGGCGGGCAGUGCUGCUCAGUGGGCAACUGGAACCACAGGAGGCAGAGGCCCAGGAGGUCUGCCCGGUUGACCGCAGGCAGCGGCCCGGGGUGGCCAGCAGAGGGCGCCUCCUAGCACUGAUGGACACUCCAGCCCCGUGGAAGCAGCUGCGCAUGCGUGUGGCAGGGCCCCGGGGCUUGUCUGAGCCACGGCCGGAGCUGGGCUCUUCCUGGCCGGCGCUCAUUCCUGGAGGAUCCUGGGGGAUCCGUGGCGCUGCCCUUCUACCUGGUCACGAAGGGCUCGUGAUGGUCUGGGCUGUCGGGGUGCUCAGCAGGGCCUCACCCCACCAGGAGGAGAUACCUGCAGCGCCGGCACCUUGAGGCCUUGCUUCGCCGGCUCCAGGGCUCCCAGCAGGCCAGGUGCCUGGCGGCAACAUGGCAGCACUGGGUGGACGCUCAGGGAGAGGAGCAGCUGGCACGGACGCUGGUGAGGGUGUAGGGGGAAGACGUGGCAGAGGGGCGGCGGGCCAGCUUGGGGCCUCACCACCUGUCCCCACAGCUCAGGCAGUGGCACCUGAAGCGGGCCUGGCGCGUGUGGCGGCGGCGAGUCCUGCGGCUGCGGGCGGCUCGGCGACUGCAGCAACAGGAAGGCGGCUGGGUCCUUUCCCAGGUACUGGGGGGUACCCCCCCCCCGGCAGGACUUUCCCAACUAGGGCCACACCUGGACGUCCUUUCCUUUCUCCUCUCUGGCUCCAGGCCUUUGAGAAGUGGUGCCAACAGCUGGCAGCCAGGGGCCGGAAGAGAGGAGCCACAAGCAGCCCGGUACCCCCCGAGCAAGGCGGGCAUCGGGAGCCCUGGGAGCAGGCUGGAAGCUGCUGGGGUGGACGUGGGCGGGGCAAGGGGCCCGGCUGCAGCUGUGACUUGUUCCCAUGGAAAGAAAAACAGAACUGUGCCCAGCCUUCGCUGCUCUUUGGACACCCACCCCCACCCUUGCUGAGCCAGCGAAGACCAGCAGGCAGGGACGGGGAUAGGGACCAGCUUCUGUGCAUCCCCUGGUCACUGUCCCUGAGCAGCGGGGCUUGA